UCCGGAAGUAGCCGACAGCACUCAUGAGCGCCGAAGAAGCACUGCAGCAAGACCGAGGAUGAAGCGAGCCUGAAGCUGAAUUCAUUCACUCCGUGCGGUGGUUUGAACUGCGAGUGUGUGCGUGCCUGACAGGCAGACAGAAGAAACAAGAAGAGGGUGUUUUUCUGAGUCCAGUCCACCGUGGUUUUUCUACUGUAAAGAAAGACUGAAGACGCACAACUUUGCACCUUCUGUCUAAAAUAAAUUCCUGCUCUCGGGUGGCAGUGAACUCACGUGAGGAGCUGCAGAGAUGGACCAGAACAACAGUUCAGCCAGUCCCUUCCAGGGACUGGCCUCCCCUCAGGGUGCCAUGACCCCAGGCAUGCCUAUCUUCAGUCCCAUGAUGCCAUAUGGCUCAGGUCUGACACCUCAGCCCGUCGUGGCCAACAGUUUGUCUAUACUGGAGGAACAGCAGAGGCAACAGCAGCAGCAACAGGCACAGCAGCAAACGCAGGUAAACACACAUUCUCAAUCCUUUAACCAUAAUCUCAUAUCCCUAGAAUUGGUGUUCUUCAGAUAUUUGCUGAGAAUAGAAAAUGCUCACCAAAGUCUGAUCCAAAGUGGUCUUCCUGGAACGUCAGGGCUGACCCCUCAGCUUUACCAUUCCCAGACGGUUGCAGGCUCGACCACCACAGCGCUGCCAGGGAACACCCCACUCUACAACACCCCGCUGACCCCCAUGACCCCCGUCACACCGGCAACACCAGCCUCAGAGAGCUCUGGAAUAGUGCCACAGCUACAAAACAUAGUAUCUACUGUAAAUCUGGGCUGUAAACUGGACUUGAAGACCAUCGCCCUGAGAGCCAGGAAUGCAGAGUACAACCCAAAGCGUUUUGCUGCGGUCAUCAUGAGAAUACGAGAACCCAGGACCACGGCUCUCAUCUUCAGCUCUGGGAAGAUGGUCUGCACGGGAGCCAAGAGUGAGGAGCAGUCGAGGUUAGCUGCCAGAAAAUACGCUCGUGUGGUGCAGAAGCUCGGCUUUCCUGCUAAGUUUUUGGAUUUUAAGAUUCAGAACAUGGUGGGAAGCUGCGAUGUGAAGUUCCCCAUUCGACUGGAGGGAUUAGUCCUCACACAUCAGCAGUUUAGCAGCUACGAACCGGAGCUGUUUCCAGGACUGAUUUACAGAAUGAUCAAACCCAGAAUUGUCCUGCUCAUCUUUGUUUCUGGGAAAGUUGUACUCACAGGCGCCAAAGUGAGGGGAGAGAUCUACGAAGCGUUUGAAAACAUCUAUCCCAUCCUGAAAGGCUUCCGCAAGACAACGUAGAACCGACAGCCCCUUCUCUUACCUUUUUAUCUCCCCAACUCCAACUUUUUUUCAUCAGACUUUUUUAAAAUUCACAAGUGGACUGCUGUAACGGCUGUUGUACAGGGAUGUGAUUUUUUUCCCCCGGUCCUGGUGUUUCAAAGGAUUGGAAAACAGGACUUCAAUAUAUUUUUUUCUUCUGCUGAGAUUUGAUCACAAGUGAUGUCAUAUUUUACUCGCAGACCUCCAUAUAUUUGACCUUUUUGUUGUCUGGAUCACAUCCCUGACUGUACAUAAGACUGUAAAGAAAUGUAAAAAGCGCUGAUUUGAAGAGAAGCAGUCUGGCUAGGACUGUUUUAUUUUAAGCCAUUUUAAAUAGUUUUUGUAUGUUGCAUUUUUAUAAAUUGUUCACUCGGUUCCCAAAAUGUAUCGAGACAUGUUCGGGUUUGUCUGCCCCACAUUCCUCUUAACAGUAUUUACUAAGGUUUCUGUCUAUCUCAAGUCAAUGAGAUCAUCUUGAUAUAUUUUGCAAAUCAAUCAGUUAUUGGUUUAGCUUGGUCAUCAUUUCUUUACGUGCUGUUAUCAGAAUUCCCACAUGUCAACAUUGGUAGAAUAGCCAUGUCGGUUAAGACGUAUCCGAAGGCUGUGGCUCUUAAUUCUUUUAUUGAAAUCCUCCCGCUAAAGUUGUCAUCAAGUUGUUGGUUAGUUCUUUGAGAUUUGUGGCACUUGGGGUCAGUAACAUUUGUACUCGUAGAUCAACCAGAACUUAAACGUGAAGAAGGAGGCUGUUGGUCCUAAAGUAGACGGCAUCUCCUUUUUUAAAGUCUUUUAUUCACAUAUUGCCUCUUUCAUCCACAAGCACUAAAAUAUGAUGACAGAUAAUCAAUACAUUGUGUUGCCAUGUUUAUGUUCUGUUUUGAAAUUUGUUUGGCCAUUCAAAAGUAUAUUUAAAAAGGUUCUUAAGAUAUUUUUGUGCAUAGGGAAUUGUGAAUUUCCCUCGGUCUGUGCUGCUUGCUCAGCUGACCCGUCUGAAGCAGAAGAGGUUCGUGAAUUAUGCUAAACUACAUUUAGUAAUAAUGAAUCCAUUCCUCUGACUCUGAGCUCAGCAGUGGCUUAGCAGGAGACCCGGAAGCCCUGUCACAUCUCGAUGAUAUUGUGUUUAUAACAACAUUGUUAAUGUGCUGCACUGCAUUAAUAAAUGUGUACAUACCGGC
Messenger RNA from Trematomus bernacchii (emerald rockcod), 2496 nucleotides. RefSeq names its product TATA box binding protein (gene tbp). The record is from RefSeq and is a predicted model, not a curated record. Gene Ontology annotation, molecular function: RNA polymerase II general transcription initiation factor activity; DNA binding. NCBI's taxonomy places the organism in Eukaryota, Metazoa, Chordata, Actinopteri, Perciformes, Nototheniidae. Gene Ontology annotation, biological process: DNA-templated transcription initiation.